CAGAAAAGCAUGAAUACAACUCCGGAUUCCUUUCAAGAAAUUUAACCCCAAAUUAGAAAAAAAAUUGGGACAGUCUGGAACAUGCAAAUAAAAUAAAAUAAAAAAAGAAAGCAGUGAUUUUCUAAAUUGACUUUGACUUAUGUGUCAUUGGAGAAAGAAUGAACCCAAGAUAUUUCAUGUUUUGUUUGUCAACUUAUUUUCAUUUGUUAAUAUACAUCGAUUCCUGCAUUUAAUAUGCAACACGUUAAAAAAAAAGUUGGGAUGGGGGCAAUUUAGGGUUAGUAAUGAGGUAAAAAAUUUAAUAAUGAUGUGCUUUGAAACAGGUGAUGCCAACAGGUGACUGUCAUCACGAUUUUGUCAUUGUCACCUGGAGGCUCCCGUUGAGGGGGAGAUACUGUCAUGGUCCAGUUUUGCUUCCUCCUCAUUCCUUGUGUCUCAGCUUUUUCUCCUCCCCUUUGUUUCUCAUUUUGUCAAUGUGUGUGUGAGUGUCUGGGUGUGGCUGUCCUGCUCUCCCACUCUCCUGCUUCAGCCAAUCAACUCCUCCUGCCAAUCUGUCCAUACACCUGUUAUCCAUCCAGCAAUCAAGAUCCAGCAGUAUUCAUACUCUAGCUCUGUAAUCCAAUCUUCUCCAGAUCGUUUAGUCUGCUAGUUUGAUCCACUGCCUUCCUGAUACCAUACCUGUCUGCCUGCCACCCCAGUCUGCCUGCUCCAUCUGUCCAUUCAGAUCCCCUGGAAAACCCCUGAUCGUCUGCUUGCUUCUGUCUCAUAAAUCAACCCUACUGACUGAACUGCCAGUCUUGAGUCUUGCUUUUGGGUCCAGUCUUCUCUACACACUUAACAGAAUUAUCUGACCAGCAUGGAUCCAGUGCAUUGAAACCCAGAACUAGCCAUCAUUCUAAAGGCAGUUUCCAGUCAAGGACUACUACUUGUACAACAUGAACAGCUCAUUCAAACCCUCGCAAACCACCAUCAGGCAAUGGUAGAUCAAAUGACUCAAUUAACCAAACAAGUUACCUUGCCAACUAAUUAACUCACUUCUGCAGCUCAGCCAAGUCCGCUUGCUCCUACAACUCCACCUUCAGUGUCUCCUUCACCCAGAGAAUCGUAUGCUCCAGACCCAGAACCCUUUGCUGGAGACUUGAAUAAAUGCAGAAGCUUCCUCAUCCAGUGCUCCCUGGUGUUUAUCCAGCACCUGUUGACUUUCCUUCCAGGCCCAUCCAAGGUGCAUUACAUUGUGGGAUUACUGAGGCAAAGGGCUUUGGCUUAGGUGGAAGCAAUAAAAGCUACUCAGCCUUGCACUCUUUGGCUAAAAGAGUUUAUCGCAAAGGUGAAAAGUGUGUUUGAUCAUCCUGAUCAUUGUGGAGAUACCUCAAAAUGUCUUCUAAAUCUUCUCUAGGGGACAAGAAGUGUGGCUGAUUACUCAGUGGAGUUUAGUACGCUGGCAGCAGAUGCUGGCUGGAACAACCUGGCCUUACAGGGGGUGUUUUUGAAUGGAUUUUGUGAGCAAUUAAAGGAUGAACUGGCCUCUUGUGAUGAAUCAACUAACUUUGACUCUCUUGUUUCCCUUGUCAUCACAGUAGAUAAUUGGCUAUGUGAACAAUGCAGGGAGAAGGCUGGUCAGUUUCCAACACCACUCACCACUCCUCUUCUGCCAUCCCUUGUGAAAGCUGGAGUUUGCUCAAGCCCUGAGACCUGAGUCUCUUCACCUCCUAUUACUUCAGAAAAAGAACCCAUACAGUUGGGUCAGGCAAAUCUUUUUCCUGCUGAGUGCCUCUGCAGGUUUAGAGUGGAUGAGCUUGGUCACUUCCUAGCUGCCUGUCCAGUCUGACCAGUAUGACAGGACUUACCAGUAGUUGUGGGAGUUUUACCAAGCCAAACAGUUUUCUCUGUCCCAGAUUCCACAAAGACACAAAUUCAAGGUACCCUGUGUCACCAGCAGUUUUACAUGCCUCUCCUUGCUUUGAUUGACUCUGGUGCUGAAGGUAAUUUUUUGGAUAAAGAGUUGGCUCUCCAAUUUGGUAUUCCCCUUGAAUAGCUUAAAUCUCCAUGCACUGCCAAUGCUUUAAAUGGAACAUUUCUGACUCAAAUCACCCACUGUACUGUUCCUGUAACUUUGGUCCUGUCUGGCAAUUGUAGGGAAAGCAGUUUAAGAUAAUCUCUUCUCCUAAAGCACCUUUGGUUCUGGGCCAUCCCUGGUUGAAACAACACAAUCCUCACAUUAAUUGGUCUGCUGGUAAAAUUAUCAGCUAGAGUUCAUUCUGCCACUCUUCUUGCCUAUGAUCUGCUCAACCUCCAGUAGAGGUCACCAUCCCUCCACAGACGUCUGAGCCCCUAAAUUUGUCUUCCAUUCCAGACAAAUUCCAUAUCAUGAUCUGAGUGAAGUUUUCAGAAAAGAUCUAGCUCUGUCUUUGCCUCCACACUGCCCUUAUAAUUGUGCCAUAGAUCUGCUACCUGGUUCCAAUCUCUCCCAUCCAGAGAGAGAAAGGCUAUGGAGAAGUAUAUUAAUGACUCUUUGGCUGCAGGUAUAAUCAGACCAUCUUCCUUUCCUGUUGGUGCUGGCUUCUUCUUUGUUUCCAAGAAAGAUCACAUAUUACACCCCUGUAUUGACUACCGUGGGCUAAAUAACUUCACUGUGAAGAACAAAUACCUUCUGCCUUUAAUCACCUCUGCUUUUGAGCCCAUUCAAGGUGCCACAGUUUUUUCUAAGCUGGACCUCAGGAACGCUUACCACCUCAUUCAGAUCAGAGAGGGAGAUGAAUGGAAGACUGCAUUCAACACACCCCUUGGAAAGUUUGAGUAUCUGGUAAUGCCUUUUGGGUUAACCCGUGCUCCUGCAGUUUUCCAAGUUCUAGUCAAUGAUGUACUGAGAAAGUUCCUGAAUCACUUUGUGUUCGUAUUGCUCAACAGUAUUCUGAUCUUCUCUCAGAACAUUUCUAUCAUGUCAGCCAGGUUCUCCAAAGGCUGCUGGAGAAUAAAAUUUUCAUGAAAGCUGAGAAGUGUGAAUUCCAUGCUAGUUCUGUGAGCUUCCUGAGCUACAUUAUUGAGACCCAGAAAAGAUCUGUGCAGUGGCAGCAUGUCCCAGACCCUCCACCCAAAAGCAGCUUCAGUGAUUUUGGGGGUUUGCAAAUUUCUACCACUGGUGAAUUUGGGACUAUGGUAAGGUAGCAGCUCACUAAACUCACUUCCUCCUCCACUCAGUUAUCUUGGAACCCCUGAGGCUGAAGACACCUUUUCCAAGUUAAAGAGCCUUUUUGUCUCCCCUCCUGUCCUGGUCCAACCCAGUCCAUCACGUAAGUUCAUUGUUGAAGUGGAUACCUCUGACACCAGAGUAGGGGCAGUCCUCUCCCAACACUCUGUUUGUGAUCAAAAACUCCACCCCUGUGCCUUCUUUUAACAUGUUGAGUAUUGUUUUUUGGCCAUUUUAACUUUACUUUCACCUACAGACCUGGUUCCAGAAAUGUGAAGCCUGAUGCUCUUUCCCACCAAUAUGUUACUGAUGAGACUCUCUCCUGUCUGGAUCCUAUCCUCCCUUCAGCCUAUGUUGUGGCAGCAGUCUCCUAGGAGAUCAAGUCCUUGGCAAGAAAGGCACAGCAGAGGCAACCAGACCUAGGUAACAGUCUGCCUAACCACUUGUUUGUCCCAGACUCUUUUCAUUCCCAGGUCCUCAAAUGGGUACAUACUUCUCAUGUUCCCUGCCAUCCUGGGAUGAACCGCACCCUGAUUCUCCUCAAGUGAGAUUUUUGGCGGUCUCUCCACAGAGACAGACACCUGUGCCUAUGUCUCUAUUUGCACUGUCUAUGCUCAAGGAAAGACUUCUCAUCUCCUGCCAGCUGGCCUGCUGUGCUCUCUCUCCCUGUCCCCAGUGGCCCCUGGUCACACAUUGCUCUUGAAGUUGUCACUGGUUUACCACCAUUACAAAGCAAUACAGUUAUUAUCAUUAUAGUUGACCAUUUUUCUGAGGCAGUUCACUUUGUGGCUAUUCCCAAACUCCCCACAGCCUGUGAAACAGCAGAUCUCCUGGUUCAACAUGUCUUCUGUCUCCAAGGCACUCCACUGCACAUAGUCUCAGACCAGGAUCCUCAGUUCAUAUCACAGGUUUGGAAGGCAUUCUGUCAAGCUUUUGGUGCCUCUCUGAGUCUCACCUCUGGUUUCCAUCCCCAGACAAAUGGCCAGACAGAAAGGGCAAAACAGGAUCUGGAGUCAGCUCUGCACUGUGUCACUGCAACCAACACUUCCUCCUGGAGCUCUCAUCUGGCCUGGAUUGAAUUUGCUUAUAAUUCAAGCUUGCUCAUUGGGGAUAGAUUCGAGAUAAAAGCAGCUCAUACCUAGCUGACUGCCACUGGACCCCGGCUCCAGCAUAUAAACCAGGUCAGGAGGUUUGACUUUCUUCAAAGAAUAUACCACUGAGAACUGAAUCCAGAAAGCUUUCUCCCUGUUUCCUUGGCCCAUUUGUCAUUGAAUGCAUCAUAAAUCCAUCUCGUCAUCAUCGGUUGUCCAUCACUAGCAAUGAUGACUGCUUCGUUAGGAUGCACAGAGAUGCAGAUGGGCUGCAAGGCCUGCACCAGAGUGCACCAGACUUAUUCUCCUUUCGUAAUGAAGUGCCUUGCACAGUAAGGUAAAAUAAACAAUGUCGUGCCCCCAUCAUGUUGUCUCUCUGAACCUCCAGACCUGAUGCCAAGUGGUGCACAAAAAUGCCACAGGCCUGAUGGGUAUGGAAAUUGCCCUGCAGUGACAACUGACUUGCCAAGUGAUGCCAUCCAUUGGCCAUUUGAGUGGUUCUUCCGCAUGCCAUCAGGUGGUGUGCCAUUGACUCUGUUGAGUUCAUCUGCCACAUUGCACCGAAAAGUGCUCUAAUGCUAGCACCUUAUUGGUGAAGUACUAUUUAACCUAUAACUGAAACCCAGGCAGGUGCUACCGUUCCGGGUCAGAGCAGACCUGGGAGCAAUGGUGAUUAAGGGGUAACUCCAAUUUCCCCAAUACUCAAGUCUGUGUGUGUGUGUGUGUGUGUGUGUGUGUGUCUGGGUGUGACUCUCCUGCUCUCCUCCCUGCUUCAGCCAAUCAACUUCUCCUGCCAGUCUGUCUGCACACCUGCAAUCCAUCCAGCAAUCAAGCUCCAGCAGUAUUUAUACCCUGGUUCUGCACAGGCGACUUGUCCAGGGUGUACCCCGCCUCUCGCCCAUAGUCAGCUGGGAUAGGCUCCAGCUUGCCCAUGACCCUGCACAGGAUAAGCGGUUAUUGAUAAUGGAUGGAUGGAUGUCUUCUGUGUUGAUUUCAAUAUACUGUCCCAACUUUUUCUGAUUUGGGGUUGUACAUCUUUUGAGAUGUGAAUCUCACACUACCUGAAAAAUGCCAGGUAUGACUGAACUGCCCCUGAGGACACACUGAUAAGACAAAUGUUGAUUUGCUAGCAGAGUGUGCACUGGAGUGGGCGCUGCCCCCAUUUCAGAACGGAACAGUGCAGGAGCCACUACAGGACAUUGUGGAAUCUCAUUUGAACAAAAUGAUGGAGGUUACAACUCUUGUGAAAGGCAAAACUACUGACCGGAAUAUUCUACUAUCCUAUGGAAACUGUGUACUGGAAGUCACUGAGAAUUUGGUGUCUACACUGGUGAGGAAAACAGAUCCCAUCAGAUCCAUCAACAUUUCUCUACAAACUUUAGAGGUUCAGGUAAUUACUGUUGGACAAAACACCUCUGUGAAUAAAGUCCAUUCUCUCAUCACAAGCAGUGCAUCCAUGGAUAUCGAGUUGACUGGGAUCUCAAAGAACAGCAAUGUUACUGUGGCCUUUGUGAGCUACACCAACAUGGCAGACAUCCUGACACCUCGCCCAUUAAUAAUCAAAACCAUGAUGUCUUCUGUGGUAUCAGUAACACUUCUCCAAACCACCAACCCACACCUCACCAAACCACUCAAUCUCACGUUCACACACAUCAGAGAGUUAGACCCUGCAGGCAUUCUCUACUGUGGGUACUGGACAGACACAGACUGGGCUGAAGCUGGUUGUAACAUCACAGACAAAAACUCCACUCACACUGUGUGCUCUUGUGAUCGUCUGGGUACUUUUACUAUCAUGCAAGUUGUAAGGGACCAGGAUACGAUGGAUCAUUCUUGGAUCAUUUUCGUCAAAGCAUCUAUAGCAGUGGGAAUUAUAUUUCUGAUUUUGUCGAUACUGACACUCGCCUUUUGUUCGCCGAACAGAAAAUUGACCAGAACGGCUCUGAUAAACCUGUGUAUAAGCUUGUUGAUGGUUAUGCUUUUUGACCUGGCCUUGCCAUAUUCCCAGACAAUAUGGAAUCUAGUACUGGACUGGCUUUGGGAUUUUUUCUAUUUGUCAUUUGGUCUGUGGAUGUUCAUUGAAGCCAUCCUGCUCUUCAUAUCUGUGAAGAACCUAUCAAAUAUCAGAUCAAUGCAGGGGGAGGGGUUUAGCUGGAAAUGGUUAAUUGUGAUUGGAUACUGUGUGCCCCUGGCUCUGGCGACUCUGCUGUUCAUGCUUCUGAGGUUUACUGGAAGCCAAACAUGUAUCGAGGAAAAUUGGGACUCAGAAGCUACGUUUGUUGUUAAUUUAAUUUUUCUUUGCAUUCUUGCAUUAAACUUCAUCUUCUACAUCAUCAUCAUCAUCAUCUUGAGCUUCACUAUAAUACGGCAGAAACUUCAGAACUUACAGAGGAGUAACACCAAUAAUCAAAAACUCAUACUAUGUGUGAUGUUUAAAAGCCUGGCCCAGUUUUUUAUCCUCGGCUGCCCUUGGAUUAUUUUAUUUUUCUCCAACGAUUCUACAUCAUGGUAUGUCUGGAUGUUCUUCGCUAGCCAGCAGGGCACCUUCAUCUUCCUGGUCCACUGUCUCUUCAACCAAGAGGUCAGGCAGCAGUACAGGAAGUACCUGGAUGCGUUUUGCUGCGCCAACAAACCUAACACCGCUACAGCAGAUGUGCAGAUGAGCAGUGACUCAACAUGAACGUCCACAGGGCUGUUCCUUCCAGGGAUACAUUGUCAGUGAUUAGCUGAGCUUUUUCAUAUUUUUGAUGCACAUGUUUUUUUGGUUUAGAACUUUUAUUGCUCUUUUAAUUCAUAUAUAUCUUCUUUUUGAUUUUGGUUUUCUGCAUUGUAAACAAAGAGCAACUUUAAUUUUCUUCUAACUUUACUAAAAUGUCAAUCAGUUAAAAGAUCGAAUCAGGUUAGGAUCAGGAUGUGUGAGGUAUGGAUAUGGAUAUGGACUUGUCAGGUCAGGCUUCAUUUAAUCUGCCAGCAUUUCUGUCUUUUUUGUAAAUAUUUUUAACAUAACAUUUAGAAACAUUACCACAAUAACACAUCACAUAACAGAGCAAAGCAUUAUUACUGCAAAUGUUUUUAGAAUAUUGCAGAAACGUUAUUUAACAAUUUUUCGCCAAAGGUGAAGUUAAUGUCAGUGAAUAAUAAGCGAGAUGAAGUCGAGGUCGAGAUUAUUCUUCACCAAUAUUCACUGAGCCUGAGGCAGAUAAUUGUUUUAGUAUAAUUACACAGGUGAUUAUUUUUUUUUAAAAAUCAUUCAUUUCAAACUUCAAAAGUGGCAUGCAAAUAUGAUAAUGGCACGGCGUAGAUUUGUGUCGCUUCUCUAGGCCGAGUCACAUAAAAUCCUUUGUUUUGAAAUCGAUAAAAUAAAUCACAAUCCCACCUUACCUUUGAAUAGUUUCAGACCAAAUUUCUGAGCAAUUUUAGUGUGACGAAGUGAUCAGCCGCCAUUUUGCCGAGUCGCUCGAGGUGAUUAUUGAGAAAUAGUCAGAAUCUCUCGACCAAUCAGAGCACGCAAUUUUCUAUAAUCACCUGUGUAUUUAUACUAAUUUUAGUUACAACGAUAGUUUUUGAAGGACAUGUCAAAUGCGUCUGGACUAGGUUUAGAUUUAGGUAGAGAAUUAUUUAAAAUCAACACCAGGAUUACUGGCACCAUUCAAACAAGUCUAUGAAAUCUAUUUCCACUUAGACAAAUAAUUUCAGAAGAACUGUGUGUGUGUGUGUGUGUGUGUGUGUGUGUGUAGAUCAGUUUCUCUCCUCUUCAAUAAAAUGGUAAAUGCAGAUCUGAGAAGAUAAAAGUGAAUAAAUAGAAAAUGUACAUAAUAUUAAUAAUAAUAAUGAUGAUGAUCUUGUUGAGUUGUAAAUGUAUCUACUGCCCCCUGUUGUCCAUCUGCAGCAUUUACACUUCUGUUACUCGAAUCCUCAUAAAUAUCUGUCUCAUCAAGGUUCUCUGUAUAAUAUGCAGGUUGUAACUUGUAAUUAAAGUGUUUUAAUCGUGUA
Messenger RNA from Neoarius graeffei (lesser salmon catfish), 8268 nucleotides. Its product is annotated as adhesion G protein-coupled receptor E3-like. Gene Ontology annotation, biological process: adenylate cyclase-activating G protein-coupled receptor signaling pathway; cell surface receptor signaling pathway. Gene Ontology annotation, cellular component: membrane. Gene Ontology annotation, molecular function: G protein-coupled receptor activity. The record is from RefSeq and is a predicted model, not a curated record. NCBI's taxonomy places the organism in Eukaryota, Metazoa, Chordata, Actinopteri, Siluriformes, Ariidae. The transcript is spliced from 12 exons. Bases 5501 to 6955 code for a protein of 484 amino acids.